Molecule: messenger RNA, 1431 nt
Organism: Candoia aspera
Lineage: Eukaryota; Metazoa; Chordata; Lepidosauria; Squamata; Candoiidae
Gene: PTMA
Product: prothymosin alpha
Exons: 5
Coding region: 239-574 (111 amino acids)
Biological process (GO): positive regulation of transcription by RNA polymerase II; negative regulation of apoptotic process
Cellular component (GO): nucleus
Molecular function (GO): histone binding
Source: RefSeq, a predicted model, not a curated record
GCCCUCCACUGGCAUCCAAAGCCAUCUUUGUAUUGUUCCUGUCCCGGGUGUCAGGCUGGGUCAUCGUCGCGGGGCUUCGCUCUUCCUCCUCGCCGUCGCUGCCGCCGCCGCCUCCUCCUCCGCCUCCCCCCCGCCGCGUCUCCCCCCCCUGCCGCGUACGCGCCCUCGGACCUGUCUCUGCCGGGGCUCCCUUUUGUAGUGAGCUUUCCUCCGCCGCCACACGACUCCCCCGCCAGCCAUGUCAGACACAGCCGUGGAUACCAGCUCCGAGAUUUCCACCAAGGACUUGAAAGAGAAGAAGGAAGUUGUGGAAGAGACAGAAAAUGGCAGGGAUGCACCAGCCAAUGGCAAUGCUGAGAACGAGGAAAAUGGGGAGCAGGAAGCGGACAACGAGGUAGAUGAAGAAGAAGAAGAAGUUGGCGAUGACGAGGAGGAUGAGGAAGAAGGUGACGGUGAAGAAGAAGAUGGUGAUGAAGAUGAUGAAGCUGAGGGUCCCACCGGCAAACGGGCAGCUGAGGAUGAUGAGGACGAUGACGUCGAUCCGAAGAAGCAGAAAACUGAUGAAGACGACUAGGAAGUAGAAUAAUAAAGAAAAAACACAUUUUUUUUUAAACUUAAAAAGAGGAAAAAAAUUUUUAAAAGGCCAGCGUGACUUACUUCACCUUUGAAACUUCCUGUUACAAAAUAUGUCCCCUUGUUGCUAAUGGUCACCGUCAUAAAGUAGAGCAAAAGAAAGCCCUGUAAAAGCCGGCAUAGAGCUGCCACUUUUCCAACUUGAAAAAAAUAGAAGUGAAAUCUUCCCUUCCCCAUCGCAGGGAGGGGAAAGUUGGGUGAUCAAGUCUCUGUCCCUCCCCUCUUCCCUCCCCGCUGAAAACUUCAAGGCCCAGCUUGCUUUCUUAAAAGUAACUUUAAAGGAGAAUUUGUUUGUAUUUUUUAUUUACAUUUUAUAUUUUUGUACAUAUUGUGAUGAGGUCAGCCAUUUUUAACGCGAUCUCCGAUUGACCAAAAGGGGGGCUUUUGAAGUGCGUUUUUUUCCUCUGUUCCUAAAAACAAAACAAAACAACAACAAAAAAAUUCUUGACUUUACUUGUGGUGUGACCAUGUCCAAACCAUUAUCUCAAAGGAGGAGGAGAAGAAAAGACCUUGUAAAAAAAAAUCAAAAAUGCAAAAAAAGUCCAACCUUUAUUACGAGCAUUCCAGUAACACUUUUUUUGUGUAUGUACUUUAGCUGUACCAUAAGUAGUGGGUUUGUAUGAGAUGGCAAGGCCAAAGAUUAAAAAGGGUUUUUUUUCUUUUUUCCUUUUUGUUCGUUCUUUUGUCUAAGGAGUUGCUGUUAAUUUUUUUUUUUUUUUGGCCUGUUUGAUGUAUGUGUGAAAACAAUAUUGUCCAACAAUAAAGCGGAAUUUUAUUUUGCUGAGUUGUUCUAACGAA